This is a messenger RNA of Microplitis demolitor, 2936 nucleotides long. RefSeq names its product solute carrier organic anion transporter family member 74D-like (gene Oatp58Dc). Gene Ontology annotation, cellular component: membrane. The record is from RefSeq and is a predicted model, not a curated record. The transcript is spliced from 7 exons. Gene Ontology annotation, molecular function: protein binding. Bases 465 to 2738 code for a protein of 757 amino acids. NCBI's taxonomy places the organism in Eukaryota, Metazoa, Arthropoda, Insecta, Hymenoptera, Braconidae. Gene Ontology annotation, biological process: transmembrane transport; sodium-independent organic anion transport.
UAUAUUAUUAUCAUGGAUAUACGUAUACAUAUACAUAUAUGUCGUAUAUGUACACAUCAUAAGACGUGAAUGAGCUCAGUCGAUAAAGAAUAUUGUGUCAAAGCGCAUUCCUAAGCGAGAAUUUGUCUUGCACGUGUGUCCUAUCGUCUUCACCACUCAAAGCUAUUUUACUCUAAAUAGAAUUUAAGUGUAUCUAGUUUCGUUAAUUUAUUUAUUUAUUUAUUUAUUUUAUUAACACGUCGUUGAUUGUUAUACAAUAUAGUAUUUGUAUUUAUGUAUGCUAUAUUUUUUAUUUUAUUGAAUAAUGACUGUGCUGAUGUGAAAAAUCAGUAGAAUACUAAAAAAAAAUUUUAAGUUCGCCCGCUGGGCAUCUGUGAUAAUGAGGACCACUUGAUAUAUUUUAGUGAAUUGGUAAAAUUUAUUUUGACUAUUUAUUUCAUUUAUUUUUCGCAAAUAUUUAGUGCAUGAUGAAUAACAAAAAAGUAGAAGCAAAUUGUAAAAAUGGACCGGAGAGCAAGCUUUUGUUGGAUAACUCGCGAAUGGUGGACAGUAAUAAUUUAAAAACAGCGUCGCCGACAUCACUACGCGGUAUUGAUGAUAUUUUUCGCGACCUACCACUAACUGAUGACACUUCCUGUGGUAUUGGACUUUUUCGUGGUCCAAAUUUACAAAAAUUUGCCAAUAAAAAAGCUUACGUAUUUCUUUACGGUGUCCUUGGAUGCAUAUUCAGUGCUAGUUAUGCUUAUUUCAAUGGUACUAUUACGACUAUUGAGAAGAGAUUUAAAAUUCCGUCAAAGACCACUGGUCUCAUUACUGUUGGGAAUGAUAUUUCUCAACUGUUUGUGUCAAUUGUCUUAUCUUAUUAUGCUGGUCGUGGGCAUCGACCUCGGUGGAUUGCCGUUGGUAUUUAUACGGUGGUGAUAUUUUGUUGUCUCACAAUGCUUCCACAUUUUUUGUACGGCCCGGGCGAAGACGCGCUUUUAUUGACCAAGGAAUACGGCGGGCAACCGCUAAACUCAUCGAAUAAUAGCAACACGAAUUGGAGUGGGAACCGCGAACUAAAGUUUCUAUGUCAAGCUAAGGAGAACCGUACAAAUAUAUGUGAUGACUCUCACGGUAACUUCGCACCGCAAGCACUCCUUUUUACAGCUCAACUUGUUUCCGGGAUUGGCGGCUCGCUAUACUACACCCUCGGUGUUUCCUACAUGGAUGACAACAUUAAAAAGUCUAAAACACCUGUCUUGAUAAGCUUUUCUUAUUUUCUACGGAUGCUGGGACCCGCGAUCGGAUACGGUCUCGCAUCAUUUUCUCUUAAAUUUUACAUCAGUCCCACUUUGACACCCUCCAUCACAACUACAGAUCCUAGAUGGUUAGGCGCAUGGUGGCUUGGUUGGAUAAUAUUAGCAAUAUUACUAAUGUUAUUUGCAAGUAUAAUUGCAUUGUUUCCAAAAACGUUGCCACGCGCAGCGGCGCGAAAAGUUUUGGCUUUAGAAAGAAGUAAAUCGACGGCAAGUUAUCGGGAGCAGGAAAGACUUCAAGCGAAGAAAGAAAAAAAAAAUAUUGAUAAUAAUGGUGAUAAAAAUGAUGAUGAUGAUGAUGAUGAUGCUGAUAAUUGCAACAGUAUCGAUGAAAAUGAAAAAAGUCCAGAAGUUCCAGCCUCGUUUGAAGAUAUGAUUAAAACCUUCAAACGUCUUCUGAGCAACAACACGCUGAUGUGCAAUAAUUUGGCGACGGUGUUCUACUUCUUGGGAUACAUGCCCUACUGGAUUUUCAUGCCGAAAUAUAUUGAAACGCAAUACAAACAAUCGGCAAGUGUCUCAUCACUUAUUACUGGGACUGUCGGUUUGGUUUUCAGUGCAUUUGGUAUCCUGUUGUCGGGGUUAAUCAUCAGCAAAUAUAAACCCCGUGCGCGUUAUUUGGCAGCAUGGAAUAUUAUUGUCGGCGCUGUUUCGGUUAUGGGAAUGAUUUCUUACGCAUUUCUUGGCUGCUCGGCAAAUGAUAAUCAGGUUAUGAGUAUUCAAGAUAAUAGCGGUGAAUUGAAAACGCAAUUUCCGUGCAAUGAAAAUUGUAAUUGCGAUUACGUUACAUACAAUCCGGUUUGUUCGGACGAAGGAAAGAUAUUUAUUUCUGCCUGUCAUGCUGGAUGUCGAAAAAUUACGAUAAAUCCAAAUGGGACUAAAAUUUACACAGACUGUAGCUGCGUAAGAACGAGAUACUCGCGCGCUUCAUUAAAUAAAUUGUCAAUAAAUGGGUCAACGUCAAUAAAUUACAGCGAUUAUGGUUCCGAAAUGGGGACAGCGACACCGGGACCAUGUCCGGUUGACUGUAUGCACAAAUUCUAUCUGUUUUUGGCGGUUGUAUGUCUGCUGAAAUUCAGCGGAGCCACGGGACGAGCGUCAAAUUUCUUGGUAUCCGUCAGAUGCGUAGCUGAGAGAGACAAAGCCGUAGCAAUGGGAUUCGGAUUGACGAUAAUGAGUCUCUUCGCGUUUAUUCCUUCGCCUAUACUCUUUGGCUUCAUUCUUGACAAGACUUGUCUCGUUUGGGGCAAAACCUGUUCUGGCACUGGCAAUUGUUGGCUAUACAAUGGUGAAGCUCUUAGGUAUUUACUGAAUUUCACGGCUGCAACUUUUGUAACAAUUGGUACAUUAUUUGAUAUCGGAGUAUGGUAUUUUGUGAAAGAUGUCAAAAUUUUUGAUGACGAUAUCGAGUUAGAUGAUGUGAAAGAAGAUCAACAAUGAGAAUCACUGUAAAAUAUAUUUUACCAUUUAUCGGUUAUAUAUAUAUAUAUAUAAAAAAAAAGUGUUAGUCAUUUUUUUUCUUUUUAGAGAAAUUUUGAGUUUUUACUCAGUGACUUUAUCCGUACCUUAAGCAUCUGCUGUUCGUUUUUAUCAUUACCAUCUUAUGAAUUUAUAAUUAAUAUAAUAUUCAAUUAGUGA